AUGGGAAUUCCUGUUGUUACAUUAGAUUCUUACAUUCCGAAGCAAAGAUUAGUACAUUUUGAUUUAAAAGGAGCCCCUCCAAAAGUGAGUUAUAUUAAGAAGGUAAUUAAGCUUUCUAAGCAAUUGGGAGCCACAGGAAUACUUAUGGAAUAUGAAGAUAUGUUUCCAUUUUGGGGGCCGUUAUCAGUUCUUUCUGCCGGUAAUGCAUAUACAAAAAGUGAUAUAGAGGAAAUUCUUGCUUUUGCCAAAACUAACGACUUGGAUGUAAUACCUCUUGUUCAAACUUUUGGUCACGUGGAAUUUGCUUUAAAAUUAAAAAAUUUUGCUGAUUUGCGGGAACUUAUUUUGCAAAAUAUCUCUAAUCUAAUUUAUUUAGAGUUGAAUUAUCUUAAGUUAGAGUUUUUUUAUUUCAUUAAAUCUAAUAUUACUUUUUCAGUAAUGAAAUAUCAUCCAUCUGCCAAGUAUCUUCACAUCGGAUGCGAUGAAGUUUUUCAAAUGGGUGAAUGUCCUAAAUGCCGUUUGCAACCGAGGUAUAAUCUUUUUUUAUCACACGUUUCUCGCGUUGCUAAUUAUGUAAGAAAAAAUUAUCCGAACGUGACACCCAUCAUCUGGGAUGAUAUGCUUAGACAUUUGCCCACUCAAUCUCUUGAAGAAUUUCAUAUUGGAAAAUUAGUGGAACCAAUGGUUUGGGUGUACGCAGAAGAUAUUUACAGAUUUGUACCAUCUUUGGUAUGGGAAAAAUACGCUGAAAUUUUUCCAAGGGUUUGGGUUGCUUCUGCUUUUAAAGGCGCGUUCGGUGAAACAAUGUAUAUUCCUAAUGCCAAGAGACAUUUGGAAAACAAUUUGAGAUGGCUUGAAGUAAUGACGGCUGAAAAUCAAAAGUUUAAAAAUGGAUUUGCUGGCAUCGCACUCACCGGUUGGCAAAGAUAUGAUCAUUUCGCCGUUUUAUGCGAACUUCUUCCCGCCGGCAUUCCUUCGUUGGCCAUCAAUCUUCUAGCCGUGAGUCACGGUUAUUUUAAUCAGUCUCUUCGUAAUAAUCUACUGUUGCCUCUCAGCUGUCAAACGGAUUCUCAUCCGUAUUCUGGAAUAGUAAAUUUCAAUAGUGAUCCGUUUAUGUGGAGCAAGCUUUCUCGAUGUUUUUUUCCUGGCUCUAGUUUUUAUAGGCUAUUGAACAGGUUUCAUUCUACUGAAAAAGAAGUCAAAGAAUUUUUACAUGUCACAACGAAAUCAAAAGGUUGGAUGACGGAUUACAACACGGUACAUAAUUUUUCCAGUCCGCUGAGAGUGGACGAACUUAUGGUCGAUUAUCCUCGUAUAUAUAAUAAUCUUAUUUCGCUCGAGCGUCACGCCAGAGAGUCUUUAGAAGAAAUUUUCGAUCAAUACACAGUUAAUGAGUGGUUAGAGCAAAGAAUUUACCCUUAUCUAAAAAAAUUAGAACAACUCGAAGCCAAUGCUCUUAGUCUUAAGGCAAUUAAAUAUUGGCCUGUGAGGCCUUUAAAAUCAGUUAGAAGUUACGAUGAACAAUCAAAUUCACCUGGAUCUGUGAAACAUUAG
This is a messenger RNA of Pediculus humanus corporis (human body louse), 1554 nucleotides long. RefSeq lists its product as uncharacterized. The coding region runs from base 1 to 1554 and encodes 517 amino acids. The record is from RefSeq and is a predicted model, not a curated record. Lineage: Eukaryota; Metazoa; Arthropoda; Insecta; Psocodea; Pediculidae. Gene Ontology annotation, molecular function: hexosaminidase activity. The transcript is spliced from 7 exons. Gene Ontology annotation, biological process: carbohydrate metabolic process.